GUGGGAGGGCUUUGCCCGCAGAGAAUCUGACAUGCUCGUUGGAGAACAGCGAGCAGCUGCUAGGCUCGAUUUACCCCGGCGACGUCAGAAGAGGUGGCCGCCGAAAGCAAUCAAGAAGAGGGGGCCGCCUGGAAAUAUCCAUCGGAUUUAUGAGUAAAAGGCGAUCGAUCGGGGCCCCGGCAAACCUUGGGAAGAAGGCGGAAGUGUAAAUCCAACGUGACGCAACAUGGCUGAUUUCAGCGUCGACCAGAAGAAACUGCCCGGAGUGAAAGAGGUGUGUCGAGACUUUGCGGUGCUGGAGGACCACUGCCUGGCCCACAACCUCCAGGAGCAGGAGAUCGAGAGCCACUUGGCGUCCAACGUCCAUAAGAGCCGUCUGGUGCAGCAGGACCUGCAGGUGGCCAAGAAGCUGCAGGCGGAGGAGGACCAGAGAGCCAAAGCCCAGUCCAAGAGGCAGUACCGCGACAUUGAGCGGCAAGAUAAUGAGAUCGCCCAGGAGAUUCAGGAAGAACUGGUCCGACAGGCUGAGCGACAAAGGCAGCAAGAAGAGAAGGAUGCGGCCAUAGCCCGUAAGCUGCAGGAGAAGGAGAUGAAGGAGGAGAGGAGGAGACAGAAGCAGAUGGAGGCCAACGUGGAGGAGGAGUACUAUGAGGAUCAAGGAGGUCGUGUCUUGCACCGAGGAGGCGGGACGAUCAUGGCAGGAAGUGAGUUCGGGCUCAGCGAGGCGACCCAGGGCCUGACUCAGCUGGACCUCCGCGAGCAGGAGUUCCACGACAUGGAGGUGGCCAGGAAGCUGCAGGAGGAGGAGAUCAAGGCAAGCAAGCUGGACCAGCGUGCAGCCCAAAUGGCGCAGGAUGAGGAGAUCGCCCGUCUGCUGAUGGAACAAGAGAAGAAGGAGUAUAAGAAGAACAAAGACAAGGAGAAGGACAGGGAGCGAGAGAAAGAGAAGGAGAGAGAGAGGAUGGCCAUGGACAGGAUGGCAAUGGAGAGGAGGAGACAGGAGGCUGAGCACAGGCCGAACUCCGAGGAGGUCGUCCGACCCAGAACACGAGAGGAGCACGAAUACCAGAGGCAGAAGAACCACAACAAGCCCGCCAGACCUCCUCAGCCUCGCACACACGACUAUCAGAAUGUGAACCCCACCGCUGGCUACAGAUACUCAGACAACCCCUUCUCGCCCCGCGCUCCCUCCAGACCUGAGGCUGCUUACAAAGGUGCCUAUUACAGGCAGUGACUCAGGAUGCCCUGUGUUGUACGGCCAUUCACGUCUCUCGUCACCUUUUUUUUUUUAUAUAUAUAUAUAUAUAUUUUCUUUCAUAUCCAAAUGGUCACACUCCGUUGACCACCAUGGUUGGGACAGACUAAUGAUUUGGGGAUUGGAUCUUUCAACGCUGACCCAAAGUUCGGAAAGCGGGUGUCCUGGAAUGCUGGAACCACACACACAUAUUUUCUUUUUUAUGAGUUUCUUUUUUAGUCAUUAUUAUUAUUAUUGUUGUUUGUGUUCAUUUUUAAUUUUUUGUUUUAACUGACUCGACACCAUUACAAACCAAAGGAGCAGCCUUGUUGACUCAAACUCCCAUGUGGUUCUUCGCUGUCGAAGCUGUUUUUUGUUUUUUUGUUUUCUUUUGCCCCUCUCGGUUGCUGUACCCGUCUUGUGCCGACAUCCCAUCUGCCGACCGCCCCGCCACAAGGGCUCCGGGCCUCCGCUGGAUAUAUAACCGUGCUAUCUCAUGUGUCCUCACUCCUCUGGGAUGCGGGAUGUGGCCCUGUUUGAUCCAAUAUGGCCGCCGCAGUGUCUUAGAUCCAAGAUGGCAGCUGCUUUGUACUCCCAGGGCCACGGCUGUGUGUGUGUGUGUGUGUGUGUGUGUGUGUGUGUGUGUGUGUGUGUGUGUGUGUGUGUGUGUGUGUGUGUGUGUGUAAGUGUAACUCGUGCUGUUCUACAAGGCGGUCCCUCCAUAUCCAUGUGCCACGCUGCGUACUGUACAUCUCCUUCAGGACAGACUGGUUUCUAUCACUUUUAUGUGCAUUCAAGAAAAAAAAAGAUCAAACCUAUAUCCAGAUGCUGGGUACUUUGGAUGUGUGAUGGGUGUUUUAACCUUGUCGCCUUUUGCAGUGGGAACCGGUACAUCUGCGGUGGGAUUACAGACACUUUUGUUGUAUGGCUUACUGUUUUCUAUGUGCAUGCUUACUGAACGUGUACACUAGUUGUACAUGCAUUUCUCCUCUCUAAAGCCGUCUGGCUCCCCCCCACCACACAAAAGAGACUAAUCUACUCUUUGUGAAUGAACAAAACUAUAUAUAUAUAUAUAUAUACUAACCCAUGUACUGCAACAAAAACCAGAUUCUCCUGUCCACCUGAGUUUGGCAUUGCACCAGCCAGAACAAGAUGGCUGCAGAUGCUAAGUCCGUGCAGUGAUGGAGGAGGGACUCGGUGGGAUGCAUGAUCAUUGCAGGUCUGUGCCAAACCUUAUUUUCAUGCUUCUUGUGCUGGCGGCAUCGACUCGGCCCCAUCCAACGUUUGAUCUCGUCCAUAUUAAAGUGUAAAUAACGUCCAACACCCCCCCCUCCCCCGCGUGUUUCAACCCCACCAUGGAGGGGGGGGGGGUUCACUCUUCUGUGGUCAGCUGCCCCCACGGGUCACACCACUUAUCUUAGGGACCCACCAGAAAAGAGAGCUUUUUUUCCCCCCCUCAUAUAUAUAUUUUUAUUUAUUUAUUUUUCCCUUUCAUGUUCCCAAGCCAACGAGUCUCUCUUUCAUCCUUCCAUCUCUUCUUUUUUCUUUUUUUUUUUUGUUGCCUCCAUAUGAAAGGCCAGCAUCACGUCCUGCCUGUUGUUAAAGCAAACAUUCCCACAAUAGAAAAGCGUCUGGGCGGAAGGGAAUUUUCAGUUGGUGACUGUCUCAGCUGGGGAAACGAUUCUCAUAUUGAAUGACUAUUCCGAUUUAAAGGGACCUGCCGCUCCGUGCCCGGUUAAUGUUAUUUUCUGUUCAUAUUGAAUAAGUAUCGUGGGCGGUGGCAGUCGAGGAACUUUCUUCAUGAGCUUACCAAACAAUUUUGGACCACAUCCAUCAAAUUGGGUGGAUUUCGGGUCGCUUGGAAGCGGUUGCGGGGUUGCUGCCCUGCGUUACUGCAGUAACUUCCGAGUCUCUUCCCUCAACAUGAUUUCCUCCCCCGAGGAAUCACGAGGCAAAUGUUUACUUCAUACUUCUUAUUCUUUCCCCCAUCUACCAAGUCUUGGCUCAAGUGUAUGACGUUGGUGUUAAUGAAGGCCAAUUUGCUGGCGUAUUUGUGUCAGCUUUGGGUUUUCUUCUUCUAAGCGGCGACUUAUUUUUGAGGGAUUUUGUGCCAUGUUGUUUUUUUUCUUUCAGGGAUUUGUAGAAAACGGGGGGGGGGGGGGGAAUCUCCGCUCUUACCAAGACCUGUGGUAACUAAACCGCCCAUCUCUCACAGUGGCAUGCAGAAGCUUUUCCUUGACAGCAGCGCCCCCUGGCGGACAGGUGUGUUUCCCACCUGGCCAGGCCGUGUGCCGGCUGUGUUUUGGCGGCUGGUUGUGCGUCGGUCGUGGUUUCGGCUCUUGAGCGCAAUCCCGACUGGCACGUGAGCGCCGGGUUGGCACGUGUGUCUAUUCCCGGGCUUUACAUGAAACCUGCCAAUCACGAGUCGGCACCUUUCCCCGUGUGUCGUGGCGCUUAGCGGUAGAGGUUUUGGUUGCGUUUCCCUGGAGUGUGUCUCCCCCUCCCCCCCUCCCCCUCUCAUGUGAAAUGAAAUAUUGGAUUUGCUUUUCCAUUUUAGCAUCCGAGACGUAAUAAUAAACUCAGUA
Molecule: messenger RNA, 3819 nt
Organism: Lampris incognitus (smalleye Pacific opah)
Lineage: Eukaryota; Metazoa; Chordata; Actinopteri; Lampriformes; Lampridae
Gene: ccdc50a
Product: coiled-coil domain containing 50a
Exons: 11
Coding region: 227-1234 (335 amino acids)
Cellular component (GO): cytoplasm
Molecular function (GO): ubiquitin protein ligase binding
Source: RefSeq, a predicted model, not a curated record